Chenopodium quinoa (quinoa) is the source of this 1757-nucleotide messenger RNA. RefSeq lists its product as uncharacterized. The transcript has 2 exons. Bases 55 to 1185 code for a protein of 376 amino acids. The record is from RefSeq and is a predicted model, not a curated record. Gene Ontology annotation, biological process: regulation of DNA-templated transcription. NCBI's taxonomy places the organism in Eukaryota, Viridiplantae, Streptophyta, Magnoliopsida, Caryophyllales, Amaranthaceae.
GAGAUAGUUGGUGUGACACCGACAAAUCAAAAUUUCCUCGUCGGUUACGUCUUCAUGCGCAACGAGUGCACGGCCAGCUAUCGAUGGGUUUUGCAGAGAUUGAGAGACUUGAUCGGGUUUGAUAAGGAACCGUCGGUUUUCUUGACUGAUCGUGAGUUGGGGCUAGUUGCGGCAUUGAGGGAAGUGUUUCCAGGGACCUCGCACUUACUUUGUCGAUGGCACAUUAACAAAGAUGUUGAGGCUCGUGUCACUGAUAUGUUCAAAAACAAAAAGGUUGGUGCGACAUUCAAAAACGGGAGAUGGAAACGUGUGAUGGACGCUGCAACCGAGGAGGAUUAUGAGGCUGCUGUAGAGAUGAUGAAACUGAAAUGGGCAAGUUAUCCAAAGGUGAUAGAGUAUGUUGAGAGGACUUGGCUUUGUCAUAAAACAAAGUUUGUGACAUUUUGGACUAACCAAGUUCUUCAUUUUGGCAACACAAGCACAUGUAGAGUUGAGAGCCAGCAUUCGGCCGUCAAGAUGUGGUUUGAUUCUUCGACAGGUUCUUUGGAUACCGUAUGGGCCCGAGUUCAUUGUCACAUUGGUAAUCAAAUCAUCGCUAUUCGUAAUGAUUUGGAGGCAUCUAGGUCGAAGAUUGGUCAGAAGUACCGACAAUUGCCAUUGUCACGUAUUAACGGCAAGGUGUCUCAGCAUUGUUUGAAGAUUCUCGACAAGGAGACGAAAAGGAUGAGGGAUCUGAGUUAUCAGAUGUAUGAGCGUUGCGGAUGUGCAUUGCGGGUGACCCAUGGUUUGCCAUGUGCUUGUCAGAUACAUGAGUCUUUAGCUCGAGAGACGGGCUUGUAUAGUAGGCAAAUUCACCAGUUCUGGAAGACUUUGGUUAUCGGCAAUGGUAAUGACGGAACAACGUUCGGUAAUGACGCGACCGAGGACGCCACACAUUUUCGAAAUCUGAUGGACGAGGUACUUGGUAGUGACAAUGCUGUUCUACGAAAUGUGACACGCAUCAUUGAGGAAGAGCUACAUCCGGAUCAUGAUAACCUCCAAGAACCUCAUAUCAACCAUAGGGUGCGUGGUCGACAGAGGAACAACGAUACAAGACGUGAUCGGUCUUAUUUCGAACAUGUGAAUCGCCGAAACAGUCACUCUGGUCAACGACAAGGAGGUAUGAUUUUGGUAUUGUGGGUUUAAUCGUUUUUCAUGAGUUCUUGUACUAAUAACUGAACCCUCCUCAGGCCCACCUGGCAUCGGCCCCCGAACCACCCACGACUCAGACGAGCUGGUAGAACCUUCACCUGGUUCACUACUACUACCAUAUCUCCCAUGGUCACCCCUAUACACAGCACAGUAAUCCUGAGGGUCGUACUCUGAAUCUCGACUAGCAUGACUAGCUCGCUCAUCGUCGUCCUCUUCGUCAGAUAAAGGAACUCUACCCGACAAGUACAUGGGGGCGCUCAUGUCUGACUGAUGCUCCCCCGACCAAGUACGAGCAGACCCGUACUGCUGCUCACGGUGAAACAGUGCCUCCGAAGGUCCUGCACCACCUAACUCCCUCCUCACUGAUGCAUUCAAACGUCUCGAUCUUGCAUGUCGAGCGCCCGAACCCUCAAUCUGCAUUAAAUAAGUAGAAAAUAUAAUUUCAUUAAUACUUACACACACAACUAUGAUAUCAACCUUGAAUCGUUAAUAUUCCAAUUCCAAAAUAAUAGCAACAAUACAUAACAAUUACAAUAAAUGAAAAAACAAAUUACAUAAACAUAACA